Messenger RNA from Prorocentrum cordatum, 936 nucleotides. Lineage: Eukaryota; Dinophyceae; Prorocentrales; Prorocentraceae. The record is from the annotation of a GenBank genome assembly.
CCCGUCGCGGCUACUGCUUGGUGCCGGAAAGGACGUGUGCGCCCUGGGUAUGUCUUUCUCCCCGUUGCCUUCUAUCAAGCGCUCGCCGCGAGACGUCGAGCCAGCCAGAGGGGUGUCGUCUUCUUAGGUUGCAUGUUCAGGCCGCGUGAGCGCGCGGUCGUGGCUGAAUCCAUGGAGGCCAGUGGCACCAUCCGGUGGGAGCGCGGGAAGGCGUACUUCUGUGCUGGCGAGGGGGCACUGCGGGUGCCCAUGUCCAUGCACAGGGACAACCGGGAGAGGCUGCUGGAGGGCCUGCGCAGGCGCUCGGAGGUCCCGGGCUCCGCUGUCGUCUACCUGGAGGGUGGGGAGGAGAGGUCGGUCUACGACACUGACACGGUCUGGGACUUCAAGCAGGAGAGCAAUUUCCAGUACCUCUUCGGGGUCAAGGAGCCCGGCUGCAGAGCUGCGCUGCGGGUGUCCGACGGCCGUUCUGUGCUGUUCGUUCCGAACUACCCGCCGUCCUACGCGGCGUGGAUGGGCCCUAUCAAGCCCUUGGCCUGGUUCCAGCGGGCAUACGAGGUCGACGAGGCACGCUUCGUGGAGCUGGCGGGCGGCGGCGAGGGCGGGUCCGAGGAGGCUGCGAAGGUGGUGUCCUCGGAGCUGGAGGCCUCGUGCCUGCUGGUGCUGGACGGGACCAACCGGGACUCUGGCCUGCAGCCCAAGAGGCCGGACCUGGCGGGCUUCGAGGUCCCUGUGAGCACCGAGGGCUCCCGGGCGCUCUGGGAGGAGCUUGCGGAAGCGCGAGUGGUGAAGAGCCCCGACGAAGUCAAGCUCCUGCAGUUCGCGAACGACGUCUCCUCUCACGCGCACGUGGAGCUGAUGCGUGGUCGGGUGGGGCUGGGCGGCUCGCGGGAGUACCUGGCAGAGGCCGCCUUCAGGUACCAGGCCGCCCUGAGG